GGUUCCCCAUGGGGAAGAGGUUGCUCAGAGUCAAAGCCGAACUCUUCGCAUUGCAGGCUCACCUGCUGCAGUGAUUGGUCAGUUGGACGCUCGCUUCUGAAUCUAGAGAAGAGCACUAAAUUUAAUCGGGACGCAGAAGAUAGAUUGGAAGGUUUCUCAGAAUUGGCGGAACCGGGCUCUGCAAGAAGGAUCGUUGACAGCUCUCGUCGUGCUUCAAAGAUGACAGGGGUUGACGGAGCGAAGUCUGCACAGCCUAUCGCCAAGGAUGCCAAGAUCUAUGUCGCUGGCCACCGGGGCCUUGUGGGGGCGGCCAUUGUCAGGAGGCUGCAACAGGAGGGGUACAAUAAUCUGGUCAUGAAGACGCACAAGGAGCUCGACCUGAAGCGGCAGGCGGACGUUGAGGCUUUUUUUGAGGCGGAGAAGCCGGCUGUGGUUGUGAUCGCUGCGGCGAAAGUAGGGGGGAUCCUUGCGAACAGCACAUACCCUGCUGACUUCAUUGCUGACAACAUCAUGAUCCAGACCAACUUGAUCGACAGCGCCUACAAGAGCGGUGUCAAGAAGCUGCUCUUCCUUGGCUCCUCGUGCAUCUACCCAAAGUUCGCCCCCCAGCCAAUCAAGGAGGACGCUCUCCUGACCUCCCCCUUAGAGCCAACGAACGAGUGGUAUGCGAUCGCAAAGAUUGCGGGGAUCAAGAUGUGCCAGGCAUACCGCAUCCAGUAUGGCUUUGACGCCAUCUCAGGCAUGCCCACCAACCUGUACGGCCCCCACGACAACUUCCACCCCACCAACUCCCACGUCCUCCCCGCGCUCAUCCGGCGCUUCCACGAGGCCAAGCGCGACGGGCUCAAGGAGGUCGUCUGCUGGGGGACCGGGUCCCCGCUGCGCGAGUUCCUGCAUGUGGAUGACCUGGCGGACGCGACGGUGUUCCUGCUCAACAACUACAGCGACUUGGAGCACGUCAACAUGGGCAGCGGCUCCGAAGUUACCAUCAAGGAUUUGGCCGAGCUUGUAAAGGAGGUGGUUGGCUAUGAAGGGGAGUUGAAGUGGGAUACGACCAAGCCCGACGGGACCCCACGAAAGCUCAUGGACAACUCAAAGAUCGCCGGUCUUGGUUGGACCGCCAAGAUCUCCUUGAAAGAGGGUCUCACCGGUACAUAUCAGUGGUAUUUGGAGAAUUACGUGAACGGAAACAUGGUACCUCAAAGCCACUAGGCUCUACUGUCGACUAGCCACUGCUUUAGGUUCCAGGAACUUUCGAUUAAUUGUGAAGUCGGUCAGGACCGUAGCGAAGCCAAUCUGGUGUGAACAGUGGCUUGAAGUGCCUGGGCCCCUAGAACUUCUCCUCUUACACAAUUACUGGCAUGAUUUGUGAAGCAGAGUUCUGACACCGGCAAAUCGUUACAUGACUGAUAUAAACCCAGAUUCUGAAAUGGUACUACUACUUGACGGUUGCAAAUACACAUUCCAACGAACUUGUGGUUGGCAACUUGAGUUACCGUACCUACUCCGUUG
Messenger RNA from Klebsormidium nitens, 1512 nucleotides. The record is from the annotation of a GenBank genome assembly. Lineage: Eukaryota; Viridiplantae; Streptophyta; Klebsormidiophyceae; Klebsormidiales; Klebsormidiaceae.